AUGCCAGGCCAUGCUGGGCUGGCUGGAGGGACCCCACACUGCCCUCGACCCCCGACCCUCGAGCCUCGAGCCUCAAGCCGCAGCUCCACGACCGCGGCCAUGGACGUCACCAAGUUUGUCGCCGAGUACCGCGAGGCUGCCUUCCUGCUGGGCGACUACAACACCUACCGCGCCCAAUUGACCCGCCGACUGCGCAUCGUGCAGAAGAAGCUCGGCCGCGCCACGCCCAAAAAUGCCAAAUAUGCGGCAAAGACGCCCGUGACGGCAGAGGACAUCGCGAAGAACAUCGAGUUCCUCCACCUCCUUCUGCUCACCUCGGAGCGCGCAUGGGCGCAUGCAAUGGCCAUGAAGGCCCUCCACGCCGAGGACAACGCCGACAAGAACAUCACCGGCUCCACCCGCCAGCACAUCAUCUCGCGCCUGCACAAAGCCGUGCAGAGCGCCAACGAGGUCGUCGCCCUGCUGUCGGACCCCGCGAGCGCCGCCACCGAAACGGACGUGCUCGAGGCCAAGGCAUACGUGUAUGCUCUUGCUGGUGCCCAGGACUUUGAGAAGCAGGCCGAGGGUAUCAAGGCCAAGGGCGCGUCGCCCCACCGCUGGGACGCAUGUCUCACCAACUUCGCUGCAGCCAGAGUCCUGUACAGCGCUCUGCACAAGGCCACCAAGAAGGACCUGUUCAAGGACGUCCUGACUGGGACCAUCGACCCUAGCAUUCGGUACGCCGCCUACCAGAACCGCAUUCCUCGCACCGUCGGUGUGCCAGCUGUCGCGAAGAAGUACUUCCCCGCAAAGGAUGAGCAGCUGGUCAAGGCUGUCCAGCACAUCGACGCAACAGCUCUGCAGGAGGAAGAGGCAACCGCUUCGAGCUCCCAGAUCACCUGGCGUGGGCGAACCGCAAACAUUGUCGAUGCUGCCAUCGGACAGGCCCUGGUCUCAAUCGAAGCUGCGUCUGCCAACCUGGACCAGUCCAGCGCCUCUUCACCGAAAGACCGAGCCAAUGCAUACGACGACAUCCUCAUCGCAAGUCAGGACGCUGUAGACGCUACACGACGAGCCAUUGAGGAGCUGGAGAAGGAAGGCGUCGACGAAGGGGAUGCACGCAUGCAGGACCUCCGCGUCACCAACCUCGCCGUCAACUACGAUCUGAUCUCGUGGCGUAUUGGCAGGAACAGAGUGCUCAUUGGCGCGGACGAUGGCCUCACUUUCUCACCAAACCCGCCCCAGAAGCCAAGACGGCCUCGCAAGGACGGGAAAGAGUGGGCAGAACGAGAGGAGCCAACAGGCCGCAAGCUUGCACGACUACGAGAGCGCACUGCCUUGUACGACGCAAUCUUGCAAAGCAUCGACUCGAUCAAAGACCUCCGGGGUGCGGCGCGCGACACUGGCUUCAUCGCCGAGCUCGACGGCCAGCGCGCGUACUUCCAAGCGUUGAAGUGCCUGAACCUGUCGCACGCGCACGCCUUCCUGUCCGCUCCAAAGCAAGCCCUCGCCCUCUGCAGCCGCGCCAUGUCUCUCUCCUCACAAGCCGCGUCCGCGCCAAACUCGACAGCCACCACUUCAUCCAACGCCACAAAACUAGCCGUCUCGGAAAAACAGGCCGCAACCCUCAAGCAGAACCUCGAGAACCUGAACUCGCACUACCGCGGCGUCGUCGCCCUGUCCCAGCUCUCCGCAAACUCAGAUACAGCCUCCAAAGCCGGCCUCUCCAACGCCGCCCCCGUCGUCGAGCGCCUGAAUGAGUAUCCGUCUUCCGGCUCCGUCGACCUCAAGAACCUAGUCACUUGGCCGCCGAAGCUGAAACCCGUCCCCGUCAAGCCGCUGUUCCUUGACGUCGCGUGGAACUACGUCGAGUAUCCCGGCCGCGCGGCGCAGCAGGUGCAGCAGCCCGAGCCGGAGCCUCAGCCGAUCGAAGCGGCCAAGCAGGAGGAGAAACCGCAGAAGAAGGGCUGGUUCUCGUUUGGUAGAUGA
Molecule: messenger RNA, 1968 nt
Organism: Ascochyta rabiei
Lineage: Eukaryota; Fungi; Ascomycota; Dothideomycetes; Pleosporales; Didymellaceae
Product: signal recognition particle subunit srp68
Exons: 3
Coding region: 1-1968 (655 amino acids)
Biological process (GO): SRP-dependent cotranslational protein targeting to membrane
Cellular component (GO): signal recognition particle, endoplasmic reticulum targeting
Molecular function (GO): 7S RNA binding; endoplasmic reticulum signal sequence receptor activity; signal recognition particle binding
Source: RefSeq, a predicted model, not a curated record